Molecule: messenger RNA, 1802 nt
Organism: Drosophila mauritiana
Lineage: Eukaryota; Metazoa; Arthropoda; Insecta; Diptera; Drosophilidae
Gene: sad
Product: cytochrome P450 315a1, mitochondrial
Exons: 6
Coding region: 116-1696 (526 amino acids)
Molecular function (GO): monooxygenase activity; iron ion binding; oxidoreductase activity, acting on paired donors, with incorporation or reduction of molecular oxygen
Source: RefSeq, a predicted model, not a curated record
GGUCGAGUCAGUCUGCCCCUGGCCUGGCCCUUUGUCGGGACGCGUUUUCCAGAGCGUUUCACAGCCGAGAGCAGGUGCAGGUGGUUACCCCCCGCUGCCACCGUGACGUACACCGAUGACCGAGAAGAGAGAGCGGCCGGGCCCGCUGCGCUGGCUGAGACACCUGCUCGACCAGCUCCUGGUGCGAAUCCUUAGCCUGAGCCUCUUCCGUUCGAGCUGCGAUCCGCCGCCCUUGCAACGUUUUCCCGCAACGGAACUACCGUCUGCCGUCGCCGCCGCCAAAUACGUGCCCAUUCCGAGGGUGAAGGGACUUCCGGUAGUCGGGACACUUGUGGAUCUUAUAGCCGCCGGCGGAGCCACGCACCUUCAUAAGUACAUCGAUGCGAGGCACAAGCAGUAUGGUCCCAUUUUCCGGGAGCGCUUGGGCGGUACCCAGGAUGCAGUGUUCGUGUCGUCAGCGAAUCUCAUGCGCGGAGUCUUCCAGCACGAGGGUCAGUAUCCGCAGCAUCCGCUGCCGGAUGCCUGGACGCUGUAUAACCAGCAACAUGCCUGCCAACGGGGACUGUUCUUCAUGGAGGGCGCCGAGUGGCUGCACAACCGACGCAUACUUAAUCGACUGCUGCUCAACGGAAAUUUGAAUUGGAUGGACGUGCAUAUUGAGAGCUGUACCAGACGAAUGGUGGAUCAGUGGAAAAGACGCACUGCGGAGGCGGCGGCGAUUCCGCUAGCGGAGGGUGGUGAAAUCCGAAGCUACGAACUGCCCCUGUUGGAACAACAGCUCUACCGUUGGUCGAUAGAAGUGCUGUGCUGCAUCAUGUUUGGCACCAGCGUGCUCACCUGCCCCAAGAUCCAGUCCUCGCUGGACUACUUUACGCAGAUUGUGCACAAGGUGUUUGAGCAUAGCUCGCGACUGAUGACAUUCCCGCCUCGCUUGGCCCAGAUUUUGCGCCUGCCCAUCUGGCGGGAUUUCGAGGCCAAUGUGGAUGAGGUGCUGCGUGAGGGAGCUGCCAUAAUCGAUCACUGCAUCAGAGUGCAGGAGGACCAAAGGAGAUCGCACGAUGAGGCGCUCUACCAUCGCCUCCAGGCGGCGGAUGUGCCAGGCGAUAUGAUCAAGCGGAUAUUUGUAGACUUGGUCAUUGCAGCAGGUGACACGCUACACCUCAUACAGACCGCAUUUAGCAGUCAGUGGGCUUUGUUUGCCCUUUCAAAGGAGCCGAUGCUCCAGAAACGACUGGCCAAGGAGCGAGCUACCAAUGAUUCUCGGCUGAUGCACGGCCUGAUCAAGGAGUCCCUGCGUCUGUACCCCGUAGCUCCCUUCAUUGGCCGAUAUCUGCCGCAGGACGCGCAACUUGGCGGUCACUUUAUCGAAAAGGAUACCAUGGUGCUGCUCUCCUUAUACACGGCAGGUCGCGAUCCAUCACACUUUGAGCAGCCGGAACGUGUGCUCCCGGAGCGCUGGUGCAUUGGAGAGUCGGAGCAGGUGCAUAAGUCACACGGCAGUCUGCCUUUUGCCAUCGGCCAGCGGUCUUGCAUUGGUCGCCGUGUGGCACUCAAGCAGCUCCACUCCCUGCUGGGCCGAUGUGCCGCCCAGUUUGAGAUGAGCUGCCUCAACGAGAAACCCGUUGACAGCGUGCUCCGCAUGGUCACCGUGCCCGAUCAGACUUUGCGUUUAGCCCUUCGGCCGCGAACCGAGUGAUACAGUCAUACACGCAUAAACAUAAUCAUAGAACUAACACUAAUCGUAAUUGUAAUCGUAGUAUCUUUAGUUUUAUAAAAAUAUAUAAAUGUCACAUAUUUAGUAA